AUGGGAACUCAAAAUCCUCGGACCUGGUCGGAGCUCCCUCCUGAUUUGCUGGAAUCUAUUUACAAUCGAUUAAGCUUCACUGACUUCCACCGCGCAAAGCUCGUGUGCUGGAACUGGAACUUGAUUUCGAAGCUAACACUCCCCAAGAAAAUCACAUCUCCAUGGCUAAUGCUGUUUCCUGAAGACAACGACGACAACGAAGAUGGCUCUGGUUCUAGUUCUGUCCUGUUGUUCAAUCCAGAAGAAGAAGAAAGAACUUACAAAACAAAAAGAGACUUUUCAAGGACUCGGUUCCUUGCAAACUCAGGUCAAUGGUUCCUAGUAAUAGACUCUCAAUUCAAUCUCUAUAUAAUCGAUGUGUUUAGCGAGACUAGGAUCGAUCUUAUGCCUCUAGAAGAGUCUCUCCUAGAUAAAGACGACUCCGAAGAUUUAAAAGGUCUCUUGUGGUUCGACGAGAAGACGACAGAGUAUGUAGUAGUCUUGUUCUUCAACUUCCCUAGUGGAAACGUUGGAUUUUGCAAGAAAGGUGAUGAUCACUACACUAAAAUCCCACUUCAUUGCGGAGUCCCAUGGAGGUUACAAGGCUUAACCGAUGCGGUACUCUUUGGUUACAAUCUUUACAUCCGCACGCAACUUAGUUACAUUCGGAUCCUAGAUUUGUCUAAACAACAAGGUUUCGAGGAUGUUAACAAGUAUGAACCAUUUCAAUUGUUUUAUUCAACUCAAGAUUGUAGUUUUGCGGUUACAACGAGAGGAGAUGUUUUGCUGGUCGAGAGCAUCAUCGAUAACGCAACCAUUGAAAGCUUCCGGAUCUUUAAGAAUAUAGAGUACAAUUCUGAAGAAGAGGUUGAUUCUUUAGGUGAUGAGGCUUUGCUUCUUGACUUGGGUGUUCCCGUGCCUAGCAUUACACCAAACUCUAUAUAUUUUACCCGGCAUGGUCGUAUCUAUCAUAAGGAGGAUUUAAAACUGGACAUUUGUGUGUUCGAUCUCGAGACCAAGAUUCUCAAACGUUUUUCUUGUCUCUCCAAGAUGAAGCUCAAGGAUGCUCGAUGGUUUCUUCCGACUACUUGA
Capsella rubella is the source of this 1071-nucleotide messenger RNA. RefSeq names its product F-box protein At2g14290. The coding region runs from base 1 to 1071 and encodes 356 amino acids. Gene Ontology annotation, molecular function: protein binding. The record is from RefSeq and is a predicted model, not a curated record. NCBI's taxonomy places the organism in Eukaryota, Viridiplantae, Streptophyta, Magnoliopsida, Brassicales, Brassicaceae. The transcript has a single exon.